GUCAAAAAUGCUCUGCACAUCUUAAUUUUACUGUUGACACCUAGAGGUUAGAAUUGGAAUAUUAUGCAAGAAGUUAUCAUAAUAAUAUUAACAUUAUUACAGGCAAAAGUCCAUUUUGCUUAUUUGAAUUAAAGAGAGAAUUUUAAUGAAAUUUUAUGUGUAGAAGAUAAAUUAACGUUUUAUGGAAAUAAAUACGUUAAUCAAUAUGAAUAUGCAAGAAAAGAAUUCAGUAAAACUACAGGGCACUCGUCAUAACACACUGAAAAUUUUUAAAUGCCCUCAAUGUGGCUCAACCUUUGAUCGUGCUUCACAAUUGGGCUAUCAUCAUCGAAGUAUUCAUUUAGGAGAAAGGUCUCAAAUUUGCCAAAUAUGUGAGAAGGGUUUCUUUCGUAAGGCAGAUUUACGUACCCAUUUAAACAUCCAUCUGGGUACAAAUUUUCAUAUUUGUGAGGUCUGUGGAAGAAAGUUUAGUCACAUAUCGAAUCUUAUAAGACAUUGCAGAAUGCAUACAGGAAUUAAACCAUAUUCAUGUGUAAUUUGUGAUAAACGGUUCACACAAAUUUCUUCAUUAGCAAGACAUAGACAAAUGAUACAUGGAAUACCAAAGGAAACCAUGAACCAGUAUUGUAAUCCUAGUCUUAUCAACAAUAAAUCACAAGUCACUAAUCAUGCAUUAAAAGAGAACAAGACAAUAGAUAAUAAUAUAGAAAGUAGAUAUGAGAUUUAUAUGGAACCAAAAUGUCUCAAUCAGACUAGAGAUUCAGAUGUACAAAAAAAUGACAUAAUUUUUAAUCAACACAAUAACGAUAUGGACAAUAAAGCAUCUUUGCAGACUGGUAUUUACAUCACAUCUAAGCAGGACAAUUUAAUGGAAAAUGAGAGUACAAAUCGAUUGCCACAAGCAACUCAUAUUGCUGAGAUUGAAGAAAGACUUGGAUCUACUGAUUUACCGAUAAAUAAAACUGUCGUUUCAAAUUCUCCUCAAAAUAUAGUUAAUAAUCAUGAACAGAUACAAUCCAAAGACAACAUAAGUUAUUUACAUCAAUUAGACAAAAAUAAUUUUACCUUUCUACCACGAGAUAGAGGACCUAAUAUUGAAUUAAACACUCAAAACGAUGAAAAUAUUUUAAGAUCGAGUGACUCGGAUAUGUGUAUAGUUCACGGAACUUGUAAAGAAACUUCUACAAACGAUAUAAAGAAACCAUUAAAUACGGAUACAAAUUUGCAAACUUGCAAUUCUAAUGAAGUUUCAGCAAACCAAAAAUUUCUGCAUAAGCAAAUAAGUACGGAAGAUAUUAUUAAUGAAAAUAGGAAAUACAAUAAAUUGUUAAGUGAUGAUGACAAUCAAUUAUACAUAGAGCUUUCUGACUCGGGAAUGUUGAAAUUCGAUGACUCUCGAUACUGUAAUAAUACAGAUUCAGUCAGUAUGAAUCUCAGUCAUACAAUAAAAUCCCAAUCUUCUACUGUUGCUAAUGACGUAAUAUAUGCUCCUGUUGAUAUGCAAAAUCAGGACAACUUGUUGCAGAAUGAGGAGAAUUUAGAGAAUUUCAAUAACUUGAGUAACAUAGUGUUAAAUAAUGAAGAGCCAAUGUUGCGUUUGGUGCAGACGGAUACUGGCGAGCAAUUUUAUGAAUUCAUAAUGAAUAAUUUGGUGGAAAAAAUGCAGAACGCUUCGUGCAUAAAGGAUUUGGAGAAUAAGGUUGAGGAACCAUCAAAUACUUUUAGAUAUUGUCCAAAAAUGGAGCUAAGUCCUAAAGAAAGUAAUGAAAAAAGCGAUCAGAGCGAACAGAUAGAGCAUCAGCAAGCUUUGGAAAGCCUCACCGAUAUAAAUAACGAAUUUAAUUACACACAACUUGAUUUUCAUGGAGAAGAAAAGAAUUUCACUGCCCUGUGCCACGACGAAUCUGAAAAUUUCCAGCAAAACUCGAAAGAUGACGAAUGUGCGGAUAACAUUGAAGAAAAAAGUAUGCAAGCCUACAAUUCUGCGAAUCUGGAAUUAUUGGAAAACGAAUCGCACGUGGAUUUUGACAAAUACGUCGAAACAAAUCUCGAAGCGCUUGACAAACUGAAUUAUGAAAAUUGCAAUGAGAGAUUUUUGGAGUUCGUGGAAGUUGCUGAUAUCGGUAUAGAAUCCUCAGGAUUCAAGGAAUCUUCAAUGAUACGUUUAAUUCAAAGCGACGGUGAACAAUUAUUAGAACUGUUGCAAGAUUCUCAAAUUGCUGAACAGGAAUCGAAUCAAGAUUUCUUAGAAGCCAAUAAUCUCGACAAAGACUGUUCAAAUGUUUUGCAAGAUAGCAAUAAAAUAGUCGAUUGUCCGAAAAAUAAAUCAGAUUUCUUCACAUAUGUCGAGGAUAAUGUGCUAUUAGAGGAAAAUAUAAAUCAUAAUCAGGGCAUAGAGAAUAACGAAGAGCGCGUAGACAGCAAUGACUUGUACGCGGAUAUAAUGACUAGUGAAAGUACAAGUAACAAGAAAUGCGUUAAAACAUCAGAGGAGCCGAAGAAGUUGAAGACGAAAGACACUACGAAAAAGUUUCAAUGUACCGAAUGCAAAAAAGCAUUCUCGACAUCGUACAACUACAAACAGCACAUCGGUAUACAUUUUACGGAUCAGCAAAAAUUUCAUUGCAAGGAUUGUGGAGUAUCCUUCGCUUGGAAAUCCACCUUGAACAAGCACAUUGCGAAUAAUCAUAGUUCAGACGGGCCGCAGAAGUUUGUUUGCGAGAUUUGCCCGAAGGUUUACAGCACCUUAUCGCAAGUAAACGAGCAUGUAAAAAGAGACCAUCUGAAGCAGCGCAAUCACGUUUGUUCACAUUGCGGUAAGUCUUUUUUCAAAAGAUUCGAUCUGAAGACUCACAGUAGAACGCAUACGAACGAACGUCCGUACGUGUGCGGUAUCUGUGGCAAAAGGUUUCAUCAUCAGAGCCACAUCAUUCGUCACGAGCGCACGCACUCGGGCAAGAGGCCAUACGUUUGCGAAGUUUGUCAAAAGACCUUCACACAGCCUAGCUCGUUGAAGGCGCACAAGCAGAAGCAUCAGCAGAUUCGAAUGGACUUUUUGGAUUAUCAGAUCGACGAGGACGAUCCUAUUGCUCUGGCGACAUUGUGAAAGAAAGGCGUGCGAUUGUGAGACAAAUGUGAGAUAAUAAAAACAUUGUAAGAUAUCGUAAGAUAUCUUAUCUUUAGCGUAGCGCUAUGAUGUAGUAAUAAUGCAGUUCUAUCAUCGCGAUUGCAUCACCGUUGUUAUUGUCACGUUGUUACUUUUUUAACUAAAAACUGUUUGAAUUGCGGAAACAGUGUUUACAUUUAUUUAUUCGCGCCGAGCUAGCUUGUAAUAGAUAUAUUGUACAGUUGACGAGACUCUGUGAGAGUAUACUUAAUAUAUUCUUUUAUAUUAAAUUAUUUUUUCAUGUC
Messenger RNA from Linepithema humile (Argentine ant), 3411 nucleotides. Its product is annotated as zinc finger protein 91-like. NCBI's taxonomy places the organism in Eukaryota, Metazoa, Arthropoda, Insecta, Hymenoptera, Formicidae. The record is from RefSeq and is a predicted model, not a curated record. Gene Ontology annotation, biological process: regulation of transcription by RNA polymerase II. Gene Ontology annotation, molecular function: DNA-binding transcription factor activity, RNA polymerase II-specific. Gene Ontology annotation, cellular component: nucleus.